Vigna radiata var. radiata (mung bean) is the source of this 982-nucleotide messenger RNA. Its product is annotated as elongation factor 1-beta 2. The coding region runs from base 77 to 751 and encodes 224 amino acids. The record is from RefSeq and is a predicted model, not a curated record. The transcript has 6 exons. NCBI's taxonomy places the organism in Eukaryota, Viridiplantae, Streptophyta, Magnoliopsida, Fabales, Fabaceae. Gene Ontology annotation, molecular function: guanyl-nucleotide exchange factor activity; translation elongation factor activity. Gene Ontology annotation, biological process: translational elongation. Gene Ontology annotation, cellular component: cytosol; eukaryotic translation elongation factor 1 complex.
UGAGCACAAGCAGUAGCUUUUUCUAUUCUUCCCACUCCACACUCUGCAUUGCCACUCUUCAAUUCAAUCACACCAGAUGGCUGUCACCUUCUCAGAUCUACACACCGAAGAGGGUAUCAAAUCCCUCGAUCAAUUCCUUUCUGGGAAAACCUAUAUUUCUGGGGAUCUAUUGACAAAGGAUGAUAUCAAAGUGUAUGCAGCUGUUGUGGAAAAGCCUGGGGACUCUUUCCCCAAUGCUGCCAAGUGGUACGAUGUUGUCUCUUCUCAACUUGCCUCAAGCUUCCCUGGGAAGGCUCAAGGGGUUAGAUUCAGUACCGUAUCUGCUCCAGCUGAAGCUGCACCUGCCAAAGCGGCUGCUACUGCUGAUGAAGAUGAUGAUGAUGAUCUUGAUCUCUUUGGCGACGAGACAGAGGAGGAUAAGAAGGCAGCAGAAGAAAGGGAGGCUGCUAAAAAGUCUGCCAAGAAAAAAGAGAGUGGCAAGUCUUCUGUCCUACUCGAUGUCAAGCCUUGGGAUGAUGAGACCGACAUGAAGAAGCUGGAAGAGGCAGUCCGCAGUAUUGAGAUGCCUGGUUUAUUGUGGGGAGCAUCCAAACUGGUGCCAGUGGGAUAUGGAAUCAAGAAGUUGCAGAUCAUGAUGACUAUUGUGGAUGACCUUGUAUCUGUGGACACCCUCAUCGAAGAACACCUGACAGUUGAGCCAUGCAACGAGUAUAUCCAAAGCUGUGACAUUGUUGCAUUCAACAAAAUUUAAGUUUUCUUGUUGGACUUCAAGUUUGGCCAUUUUCAAGCGGCUGAUCAGACUGUGAGUCUGAUUGAUACUCCCUCCCUUUCAUUCUUCAUGUUUGGUAUGUUUCGGUAGUGGUUUUGUUGCAAGGAAAACAGAUAGAUAUACUGAGUAUCCAUGCUAUGGUGUAACUUUGAAUAUUACUUUUUUAUUUAGAUUCCAAGAUAAAUGAACAAUGUUCUUGCAUUUAAUUGUUUA